CGGAAGCAGGCCGUGGCGCGGGAAGGCGACGUUCGCCCCGCGGCCCCACGGAGGGGCUCUGGCUGAGGCAAUAUGUCGUUGCCCAAGAAGAGAAAGACAGAAGCGGCUGACGGCGGCGGAGGAGAGGGCAGCGCCGGCGAAGAAGAAGAUGGCGGAGAGCGCGACCCGGGCGGGCCAGAGGAGGCCCAGGAGAGCGAGCAGGGCGCGCGGGAUCGCCUGUACUAUGAAUGCUAUUCGGACGUGUCUGUGCACGAGGAGAUGAUAGCUGACCGCGUCCGCACGGACGCCUACCGCCUGGGCAUUCUGCGCAACUGGGCGUCGUUGCGGGGCAAGACGGUGCUGGACGUGGGCGCGGGCACGGGCAUCCUGAGCGUGUUUUGUGCCCAGGCCGGCGCGCGGCGCGUGUACGCCGUGGAGGCCAGCGAUAUCUGGCAGCAGGCCCGUGAGGUGGUGAGGCUCAACGGGUUGGAGGACCGCGUGCACGUGCUACCGGGCCCCGUGGAGACCGUGGAGCUACCCGAGCGCGUGGACGCCAUAGUCAGCGAAUGGAUGGGCUACGGGCUGCUGCACGAGUCCAUGCUGGCGUCCGUGCUGCACGCGCGCGCCAAGUGGCUCAAGGAGGGCGGCCUCCUGCUGCCGGCGUCUGCCGAGCUUUUCCUAGCGCCCAUCAACGACCGGACGCUAGAGUGGCGCCUGGGUUUCUGGGGGGAGGUGAAGCAGCGCUAUGGCGUGGACAUGAGCUGCCUGGAGGGUUUCGCCACCCGCUGCCUCAUGGGGCACUCAGAGAUCGUGGUGCAGGGGCUGACCGGCGAGGAGGUGCUGGCCCGGCCCCAGCGCUUUGCCCAGCUGCAGCUGGACCGUGAGGACUUGCAGCAGGAGCUUCAGGCCGGCGUGGGUGGGCGCUUCAGCUGCCGUUGUUACGGCUCGGCCCCCAUGCACGGUUUCGCUCUCUGGUUCCAGGUUACCUUCCCCGGUGGGGAUGGCGAAAAGCCCCUAGUGCUGUCCACUUCGCCUUUCCACCCGGAGACUCACUGGAAGCAGGCGCUCCUCUACUUGGACGAGCCGUUGCAGGUGGAGCAGGACACGGACAUCUCCGGAGAGAUCACGCUUUCGCCGUCUAGGGACAACCCACGCCACUUGCGGGUCCUGCUCCGCUACAAAGUGGGGGACCAGGAGGAGAAAACUAAGGACUUUCGCAUGGGGGAUUGACUCUGUAACCAAGCUUCCCUUCCUUUCACCCCUGAGGGAGGAUGGCAAGGGAUUGGGAGACUCGGAGGGAAGGGGGGCACUAAGAUAAGACUGAGAUUUUUCGAUUGCCUUUUACCUCGUUUGGCACUUGGGGAGAGGGGUGGAGUUUGCUGUGGCCUCAAGUCUUCUCUAGAGAAGACAACUUUCUGGUGAUUGUAACGCUAUUUUUAAAAAAAAAAGUGCUUACUAACAA
Molecule: messenger RNA, 1441 nt
Organism: Gracilinanus agilis (Agile Gracile Mouse Opossum)
Lineage: Eukaryota; Metazoa; Chordata; Mammalia; Didelphimorphia; Didelphidae
Gene: PRMT6
Product: protein arginine methyltransferase 6
Exons: 1
Coding region: 73-1209 (378 amino acids)
Biological process (GO): peptidyl-arginine methylation
Molecular function (GO): protein-arginine N-methyltransferase activity
Source: RefSeq, a predicted model, not a curated record